AUGAAUCAUAGCGCCGUCGGCGGCGCGGCAGACGCUGCGGAGAGCUCUAACCCCCGCCGUUCGCCUUGCGAAAGUCGUUUUUCUUCGUUCACCGCGAGUUCGGUCGCAAGUCUCUCGAGUCCUCCGUCAUCGGCCGCGUCGAGGAGCCGUGAGCGCGCAGCAGCCGACCAGCGACGCGAAGGAGGCGUCGAGGGAGGGCGAUGGCUCAGUCGCGCUGAGAAGUCUGCGGCGCCCUCGCCCCUCAAUAGGCCCUCGGGUGCGUGCCUCCCAGUUCAGGCAGCGUGCCGCGAAGCAGCCUUUGCGGCUGCAGCGCGCGCGUCGCCUCCUCGCCAGCACGCCUCGGGUCAGGGUCGCACGCCUUCAGAGGGAUCGCCCAGACCGUCUGCGGGCGCGUCUUUCUCGGCACGGGCUCUGUCGGAGUCGUCCAGUCCCCCCGGUGAGUCUCGCCCGGAGGUGGCGUGGGUUGCAGCGGAAACAGGGACGCGCGCGCGGUCUCCAGACGAAGCUGCGCGCGAAAGAGGGUCCAGCGGCAGUUCAUCUUCUCCACCUGGCACCAUGGAAGAAGACGAGGACGGAGAGCCGUUUCUGUCUUCUCGCCGGCGGGAUCCAGUGUUCCCUGAGGCAGAGGAACCUUCUUCGCGUCUUGCCUACGACCGUGUCUCUUCGUCUCCGGGUGUGGCGGCGCCGUCGCCGCGCAGAGGAGGCGCAUGCGCCGAAUCGGUCUGCGCGUCCUCAGCCGCCUCGGGGUUCGCUGCUGCGGACGCCAGAGACUCGCCUGAGGCCGGCGCGGAGCGGCCUCCGCGCUCCCCAGUCUCGUUUGCCCCUGCUGGGUACCGAGUCUCUUCAGCGGACCCUCCGCCCGCUGACCCCUCUGCGGCUUCUCCGGAGUGCUCCGGCUCGCGACGCGGUUCGACUGGCGCAGCUCGAGCUGUUGCUGGACGCGACGAAGCCGCUGGCAAGCCAGGGCCUCUGCGCGAAGUCUCGCCGUCUGUUUGUUUCUCUGGGGGUGUGUGUUCGUCUUCUCCUAUCUUGCCUUCCGGCUCCUCGCCUGAGUCGCCCGUUUCUUGUUCGCCCUCCGCGCCGUCGUCUUCUCCUGCAGCUCCUGUCUCCUCGAAGUGGCCUUCUUUGUCUACCUCUUCUUCCUCCUUCCAGUCUGUCGCAGCCGCCUCGGGCGAGGGGGGGACUCUCGGUGCGCAGGGUAGGGCAGCCGCUCGGGCGCCUCGUCCCAGCCCAGAGGCCGCUCGCUCGGCGGGCGAGCCGCGCGAGGGGCUGGUGGGGUCCCCGCGGUUGAAACAGGGCCGCUCGCACACAAGCGCGGAAGGCGGGCGCCCGUCGACGGAGCCGGAGGCGGAUGGCGGCGCCGAGGUCCCGCGAGUAGAUCCCGAGGGAGUGGAAACAAGUGAUGAAAACGCCACCGGCUCCGAGUGUGUGGCAGGAUCCGAGUCUCCAGUUCGUCAGCGCCACCAGAGUGGGUCGGAUGCCGUGGCUGAUCGCGUGCCCGCGAACUCUUCACGAAGAGCGAUCGAGGGCGUGGAGGCCGCAGGCGAAGAGUUGAGGGUGCACGAGAAAGGGAACGACGAGGAAAAUUUGCAAAAGCCCGUCCACGUUCCGCGAGCGGAGGUGUUGCUCGCGCCUUGCCUGCUAUUCCUUCCCGGCACCUUCGCGUGCCCGUGCGGAGAAGCAGCGGGCCUCACGGGCGCCGGCUCGAACGUUGCCCAGCCUCCGCCGCCGUCGUCCCCCAGCGAGGCUCUCGCCGCGGGCGUGCCAGGGGCGGCGGAGGCCGGGGCGAGACAAACCGCGCCCGCAGAGGUGCCGCUUUUUGCCGGCGGGGUGAGUUCGUGCCCGCAACCCGCAGGGAGGAGAGAUGCCACUGAAGAGAGCGGAAACGGGGGAGAAGGACGCGCGGCGACUAUGUCUGAGUCCGCUGCGCCGAAUACGCCUCUCACACAAGCCGCAGAUAUUGUGACGGGCGAGUCCGAAGUCGCGCAGAAUACUGUAAGUGAAGCCGGAGCGAGAAGAGGCGGCGAACCUCGCGUUAAAACAGAGCGCAAUGCGCGCGUUUUUGAGGUGGGAGAAGGAACUGGCAGCGGCGUGGGAAUGGGAAAAGACAGAGAACAAGAGAAGAAAAGAAGCGGUGGCGGACGCGUGUCUAGAGACGAAGAGCCCCUCGCAACGGAUGCAUGUGAGAGAGCGGAGAGGCGGGUGCCCCCUCGGCAGGCGACGCCCUUUGGCGAGCAGGGCAAGGAUGAGGAUCUGCUUAGGACGGAUUGUGAGCCUCCCUCCGCCCCUUCGACAUCCCGCCUUGUGGAAUUAUCUUCCUCGUGUCCAUCCUUUGGAUUUUCUUCAUCGACUUCUCCGUUGCCGCCGCAGAGCAGCUUCAAAUCGCCCUCGAACGUGAGUCUCACGCCGUCGCGCUCGCGGCGUGUCGCGACUGUCUCCGCGGACCCCGGUGGCGAGCCCCGACAGAUCCCCGGCGGCGCCGAGGAGCAGGCGCGGCGGAGCAGCUCUCCGGAGAGCGAAGAAGGCCCUGACCGCCUCGUCUCGGCGCAUUUUUUCGGCGCGGAGGCCUUUGGGCGCGAGGCCGAGGGCGCCUGCGAGUGGCAGGAAGACGGCUCCUUCGUCUCUGCAGAGAAUCUGCCGUCCGCGUCCUCCGUGCUGCCUUCGCGGCGGGUGUCGGACGACGCCGAGGAGGGAGCAACCGCGCGCUGCUCGUCCUACGGGUCGGUGCCGUCGCCCUUCGACUCGCGGCAGGAAAGCCGAGACUCGGCGCCUCACAAGGCGGGAGGAGCGGCCGCGCGGCGCGCAGAGAGUCGGCUCGCGUCGCGCGGGCCGCCCCAGGCGCUGGCGGCUGCGCACUGCCUCGCCGCCGCGGUCGCCUCGCGGCGGGGUGCCGCGCAUGCAGGCCAAGCCUCGGAGAAUUUUCCCUCGGCGUCUUCUCAGGAGUUUUGGCCCGAGGGCGGCCACAGCUGCGCGUCUUCGGCGGCGACCUCGUCCUUCACGCAGAACGACGAACUCUUCACCCCUGCACACACCUCUUCGUUCCACACGCCGCGAGACCUCCUGACCCUCGACGCCUGCGACGUCCCGGGUAACGAAGGCGCGCUGCUCGCGCGGACCGAGGGCGAGCCCUGCGACGGCGCAGAGAAAGACCGCGAGGGCGCCCCGCAGGGAGGCAGGGCGAGAGCGGUCUGCCACGAGGCAGGCGGCAACGCACAGGCGGCAGUCGGUUCGCCCAGAAGAGAAGGAGCAGCCGACAGACGCGCUGACGGCGCGCGGAUGACUGUCGAGGGCCGGGCGGGUGGCGCGCGUGCGACGGGUGCCAACGCGGCCGCAGCGGCGAAGCCUGACGACGCACCAGCGGCCGGUGGGCAGCAAAAGGGCACGGCGGAGGAGACGCCGGAUGAGGAGGCAUCGAGGGAUGAACCCGUCCAGGCACGCAGCUACUCUGCGCCGGUCGAGGGAGCGCAGCGUCGGGCUCAGAAGCCGGAGGAAGACGCGCGCACCGCGCCAUAUUUCGCGGACCAGAUCUCAGUGGAAAAGAGACCUCAGGGUUGGAGAGAGAGAGACGAGCAGAUGAACCAAGCGGCUCAAGACGAAGCGGCGGAGGCGGCGCUGCGCGGCGAGGGGGAGGCGGAUGAGGGAAGACCGACGCGGUCGUUAGGCGAGGGACGCAGGACGCCGCACACGAUGGAGCGGAGCGCAGGUGGAGGCGAGAGGCAGGUUCGCGGAGAAGAAGGGAGCUCUUGUUCUCUGGGCGAAAAACGGGCGCGGAGUCCCCUGCCUCCGGGGAGCGGCAGCGGGACGCCAGUGACGGGGACGGGAAGGAGGCGAGGCCAGUCUGCUUCGCCGCAGACCCACGAGCCCAAUGGAGAAGCGGGACCCUCGCAGGCGGCUGCCGUCUCCGGCGGGGGGUCGCCCGUCUCCGCGCAGGGCGCCACGGCUUUCGAGAACGGCGUGGAGGCCGGCGUGGGCGGAGCGUACGAGCCGGCGCGGCCGCGGAGCUUGGGGACGAUGACGGGCGAGGAGUGCGCAUCUCCGCGGUCGUGUUUCUCCGGGGAGGACAGGGCGGAAGGGAGCUUGCGGGCGGCAGGCGGCAAGAAGAAAGCCAGAGAGCGGCGGCGUCGCAACCAGGAGGCGAAGACGCUGGCCGCAGCCGACGCCCGUCAGGCACACUGUCAAUCGCCCGGCAGUCCAGUAUCUCAUACUACGGAAAGCGCCGAGCAGGAUUCCUCUCCGCGGUGCCUAGAAGUCCCCAAGGAGGGUGGGCGUCUGGCGCAUGCGCAGAGUCCGCGCGGACCGCGGGGGGAGCCCGGCGUGGCGCCGCAGGCGGGGCCUUCUCCAGCUCUUUCGCUGGCGUCUCGGAGAGUCUCUGCAAAGUCUCCUCGUUCUUCUUACACAGGUCAUGUUUCUUCUGCUCCGGCUUCUGCCGAGUCGCCGACGCCCUCGGCUCCGGCUCGGCCUCGCCACGUGUCGGCGCCCGAUGAGAGUCUGCAGAAGGCCUCGUUGGGCGGGGCGAGCCCGCAGCUGUUGCUACAGCCUCCAGCGGGCCUGUCUCAAGCCGUUAGCUCACUGCAUCCAUCUCUGUCUCCGUAUCAUCGCACGUCUCUGCAACACCAACUUCUUUCUCCCGGCGCGGCGGCGGCUUCGCCUCAUGGGCACCUCGCGGCAGUCUCUUCUCCGCUCCAGGUUGGGCACACAGUUCUCCCGUUCUUUCCGCUGUCUCCGGUUGCGCAGUCCGCGCCUCCGAGCUCGUCUAGGUAUCCCGGCGAAGGCCUGUCGGGCGCGACAAGCCCCAUGGCGCCGGCGGCGGUGUCUGCGUCGCUCUCCGCGUUCUCUCCGGUCCACGCGACGGGCACGGGAGGCUCGGCUUUCCCGGCUGCGGCAGUGUCGCCUACUGCCCAAAGCUGUGCCACGUCCAAGAGCGCAGGAUUGCCCACAGAGAGAGGCCAGAAGGGAGGUCAAGGCGACAGUGCGGCGCGCGCGGCGGCCGCAGCGAACGCCGCCCCCAGCGGGCGGGCGUCAGGUGUGGACGCGUCCUCCUCCUCCUCUGCAUCCUCUGGAAGCACGCGAGACGUGCGCCCCGCAGAGCUGCUCCACGAGGGUGUCUCGCCGUCGGCGGUUCACCAGUCUCUACAGGAGCUUUCGCAGCAGCUCCGUCACCAGCACCAGCUGCAGCACCUGCAGCAGCAGCUCCUCCUCGCGGCGCAGGGCUCCGCGGGGCUCGCUGUCGGCGCCCACAACCUCCCGACGCCUCUGGGCGCGGGGGCGGGGCGAACGUGCACGCCCGCGGUCGCCGCUGCGCCGGCGCCAGUCCCUCUCGGAGGUGCGGGCGCAGACCGAGUGCCUCCUGCGCGAAAUGCCGAAAGGGGCGGCGAGGAGGGCGAGCCGGCGAGAGGCGGCAGCAGGUCCGCGGGCUCGAUCGACGGAGUGGGCCCUGCUCGCGCGGGGGGACGCGCAGACUCCUGGGGCCAGGUGGCGGGCUCGCCAGUGGGAAUGCCGCCUUCUGGCCGCACACAUGUUCCGCCGUCAUCAGCGGCUGUCGCAGGCGCGGCGCUGGCUGUGGGGGGCGGAGCUGUGCCUGUCUCCGCGGGGGCGCGCGGCGCCCACGCGCCUCCUUCUCCGGCAGUGUCUUUGCCUUCACUUCCGCCGCUGUCUCUUCCGAUGCUGGCGUCGGUGGCGGGGCGCUCCUCCCACGGACUCCCGCCCACCGUCUUUCUUCCGCAGAACUUCGCUGGCGGGCCUCUGGCGGCGCCGGGCGCGGUGUCCGCGGCAGCGUACGCGGGCUUCCCGGGGCUCCAAGCAGGGGGCUAUUCGCGGCCGGCGGCUGGUGUGGGGUAUUCGGUGUCUCCGCCGUUUGCGGGGGCGCAUCCGAAGUCGACGUUCUCCUCGCCGCCUCACCAAGUCUGCCGCAUUCUGCUCCUGUCUGAGCAGCUUCUGCAGCAGCUUUUGCACCACGUGACGCCGUCCGCGUCUGCGCGUGACGAGAAGCGGCUGCUGUACAAUUCCCUCGUCCACUUUGUCCACAACAUCUUGGGCAGCGAAGUCAGUCUGUACUUGGCCGGGAGCACGGCGUACGACGUCGACGCUGCGGGGAGCGACUUGGACGUCGUGCUGCUUGAUCGAUCCUCGCCCUCGACUGACGCCCGCGGCAUUCUGCAGCACCUGCGCGCGAUGAUCGAGGCGGUGCAGCAGCAGCUGCUCCACUCGGGCGAGUCCGCGCUGGGGAGCGACUGGCCUCUGAGGUCGGUCCAGCUGCAGCUCGUCGACUCAGCUCGUGUCCCCAUCCUCACUCUGCGGACGCCAGACGCCUCCGUCGUCUGCGACAUCAGCGUCAACACGAGCAACAGCAUCUGGCAUUCGGAGUUCUUCAGCUUCGUCCUGCAGCAGCGCCCGCAGCUCCGCCCGCUCAUGCGCCUCCUUAAGGUCUGGGUGCGGAACCGAAAGCUCCCGACCAUGAAGGAGGGCGGGCUGCCCAGCAUCGUCUGGAUGAUGCUUGCUGUGCACCUCUGUCAGGGUGGCCAGCAGCGACUCCUCGGGGCGAAUGGUGCUCUCGGCGCCAGCAGUGGAGGGAGUCGAACCCCCAACGCUGCCGCAGCGAGACGCGCAGGCGAAAACGUGAACGCGCCCAGCCAAGGCGCGGCCGGCGCAGCCGCCCCUGCGCCUGGCGACGGCAGGGGCGAGUCCGCUGAAGCCGAAGCUGCAGCGGCGGACGCAGCGAUGAGGCGCAGGCAGGACGAAGCGCGGGCGGGUCCCGGUGCCUCGAGUGUGCCCUCUCGGCGGGCGCCUUCAAAUUGCGCGUCUUCCCCCGGAGGAGGAAGAGGAGGGGGCACCGAAGACAGCCGUCAGAUGCCUGCCGCGCCUUUGCUGAGUCAGUUGGGCCUCCAGGUGGGGAGCGGCUUAUCCGCAGCGCGUCUCAUCAGCCCGCUUGGGUUCCUCGCCCCGAUGGUUGGACUCCCAGCACCGAUUCUCCCGUCGUUCUUCCCGCUUCUCCUCUCGCUGUUCCAGUUUUUCGCACACCUGCGAAACCGGUCCUGUCUCUCGCAGUCGAUCUUCAUCUCGUGCUCGCCGGCUGCGGCUUCCGCCGCGGCGGCGGCCGCCUCGGCCUUCGGGCGGCCCCUCUUGGCGCCGCCGGCCGCCGUGGCGUCGCCGGCGCCCGUCGCGUCCGGUCAGGCGCAAAAGGCCUCCCACGCGGGCGCAGGAGGCGCGGGCGACGACCGCUGGCCUGCCGACCCCGCACUUCGCCACGUGGCCUCGGUGCCGGGUCUCGUCUCCCACGAGUCUCAGUACGCGUCCCUCUCGCACGGCGGCGCCUCUCAAUUCACAAACUCCGCGUCGCAGCGCGACGCGACGGCAGCAACGGCGGGCGGUCUGGGUCGCCAGCGGGCCUCCUCGGGCGGGGCUGGGGUGGGGACUGGCGGGUCUUCGCUGGCGGGGGCUUCGGAGUCAGCCCCGCUGCUGGUUUCUUCGACUCCCAAGCCGAAGCGGGAAGCUGCUUCGAGGAUCAUCUCCAGCAUCUGCCACGGAGGCGUGUGGGAUGAUUUGCUCUCCGUGUUCGAUUACCCAAAGACCAACGCAGCGUACCUCCACACUCUGGGCGGCGGCGGCAGUCUGGGCUCUCUCGCAGGCGUCCCGGCGGCCGCAGCUCCAGGGGCCGCCAGCGCGGGCGCAGUCGGGGUCGGAGCUGCCGCGGGCCCCGGCGGCGAGAGCGAGCCGGCCGUCGACCUCGCGGCGAAGGUGUCUAGCGCGACUUGGCUGGUGUAUCUCUACGAGCUAGGGCGAGCGGCGCAUCUCUUGGAUUCCUUCCUCAAAGCGGUCAAUCGCUUCCAUCUCCUCCUCCAGGUUCUCCACAGCCAGGCCGCCAACCAGCAUCUGCAGCACCAGCUGCUUCAUCUGCGAGCUCUCCAGCAGCAGCAGUUUCAGCAGUCCGUCGUCAAGGGUGUGUCGGCGUCGCCGUCUUGCGCGUCGCUUGCGUCCCUCCCAUCGGUUUCGCCCUCGGCCUCGUCGUCCUCCGCGUGUUCGGCCAUCUGCUCCGCCGCCUCGUGCGACGGGGGCGACAGUGAGAAGGCGGAGACGCGGAAGGAGGAAGCGCCGCUGCGAGAGGCGGCGCGGACUGCGAACGACGUGUCCGCGCCUGUGCGCCGUCUGGGCACCGACGGUGAAAGUGAGUCCGGCGCGGAGGAGGCAAGGCGGCUGAAGCGCGCGAGUGUCGCCGCGAGUGAAGACGGCGAGAAGUUGGCCUCGGUUGCAGGGGUUGCUGCAGCGACGCCGAGACCUCAUUCUGCGCUCUCUACAGGGGCUGUCGCUGGCUGCGCUGCGACGCCCGGGGCGCUGACGACGUACCCGUUCACUCACGAGCUUCAGCUUUUCCGGCGGGAUCUUUUGAUGGGCGUCGCGGCGAUUUUCGAUGAAAUCUCCGACGACCGUUACCUGCUGCCAGCGACGUACGAGGAGCAGGCCCCAGGCGUGGAGACGGAAGAAUCUGACGAAGACGAGGAUCUCUUCUCCUCGGUGUUUUCCGAACAGAGCGAAGGCGAAGAAAACGGCGCGAAGAAAAACGACGGUGGCAACCGAUCUGCCGCCGCUGCACCUCCCGGAGGAGGAAGAGGUCUUCAGGCGCAGGGGACUGUGGGGCAGCCUCUGGGCUGCUCGACGCCUUCCCUGUACGCAUCGGGGUCGCCCGCGGCGCUCUUCCUCUCCCGCUUUCUUGCGGCGCCCGACCAGGGCCUGUCGGCGCUCGCGGAUGCGGUGCGUGUCACCGUGAUGAGGCCUGCGACGCUGACGUCCAAAGUCUGGCUCCUCGCGGUGCUUGAGGGCAGACUGUGUGUGAUUGAGAGCAACAAGACGUGUCAAGAAGGCGGCUGGUGGAGCACGCAGUUCCUCAGUCGCAGGGAUGUCCGCAGCACGCUCCACGGCCGCCUGUACCUCCUCGUGGGCCUCCAGCCCCUGCAGCGAUUCCUGCUGCGCGCGCGACACAGGAGACAGCUGCUCGAGGAGGAAAAGCGGAAGAAGACGGCGCUGCAGGCCUCUGGAACGGUGACGGGCGGCGAGGAGACGGAGCUGGAAGCGGAAACGCAGGGACCCGAAGGCGACGCGCGAGACGCGGACGCCAAGGCGCAGGGCGCGGGCGAGCAAGCGGUGAGGGGCGGCGUCGCCGGCAUCUCGGAUUCGGUGGAGGAAGAUCUGGCUUCGUUGGACGCGCUCUUCCCGCUGUCUGUCUCCAAGGAGAGACGCAGCUCGAAUGUGGCGGCGGCCUCGAACGAGCCCGCAGCGGGCGCCGACCCGCUGGAGCCUCAGGAGGACGAAGAGGAAGAAGCAAGUUCGUUUUUCUCCGCGGAGGGGCAUUACCCCACGCUCCUCGUGCCGGUCAAUCCCGAGAGUGUCGCCCCCCCCGUUCUCUUUUCUCCGUGCAACUUCGUCACCCGGUUGACUGUCCUCCAGUGCACCGUCCCUUCCUCGCUGGCGCGCCCCCUCCUGUCGCUGUUUCCGAGCCUGGGCGCUUCCGGGGCCCCCGGCUCGACGGGUAAGAGUGCAGCGGGGCGCUUCAUUUGCAUGCUGCCUUCUUGGGAAAUGGCACGCGUCUCGACUCUGCACCGCAUCGCCGCCUCGUCGCCCUGGUUCCACUCGACAGCCGCGAAGCAUCGAAACCUCCUCCACGUUGGCAUGCGCGCGCCGCUUCAGCCCACAGUCGCGCGCUGCCGCCACUGCCUCGUGUCGGGCGUCGCCACAGCGAGCGGUCUCGUCGACCAGACGGAGAAGGACGUGCGGCACACGCUGCUGACCUCGCUGUCGUCCUCCGUCGUGUUUGACGUAGACGCUGCGGCACGAGACGCCCAGUCGUCGAAGGCAGCCGCAGAGGGCGUCGCGGCAUCGCGUUCCCCCCUCGCGACCGCGCUGCCGCGCUCGGGGAGCCGCAGCAGAGAGACCGAGCGAGACGAGAAAAGAACGCUGGCGGCGCUGGCGGCUCUCGCGGUCGCCGCCGAGAGGUCGGAGACCGCUGGCAGGAGCAGCGGGCCGAAGGGACGCAAAGGCGCCGCGCCGUCCGACGGCGGGGCCCAGGAGGUCUCGCGCACCAGCGAAGGCGUUGAGCGACGCGAGGACGAUCGAUAUAGCGGCGAGCAAGUUCAGCGGGCGUCCGGAGGAGCGCUGCCAACGCCCCCUGCGGCUUCGCGUGGGGGGACGGCUGGCGGUGACGCCGCGGGACGAGGAGGCCCCUCCGUUCCUGCGCUGGCUGCGGUUGUCCCUUCAGAGGGGAUGCCCGCUGGGGGCCUGUGGGGCGUGGGCCUGUCUCCGGCGCUAGCCCCCCACUUGGUGGCUGUGCCCCCUCCGUCGCCUGUGGCGUACGAGGCGGUGUCCGCGGAUCUGUCGCGCGUGCCCAGCUCCAGCGCGCUCGCGGCGUUCCCCGGGUCGAGCUCCCCGUCUGUGCAGGCACUCGGAGGAAAGGGCGGCGCGCAGCCGCUGGUGACCACGCCCUCGCAUGCGUCUCCGCUGCCUCGCCUGCCUGCCAAGCACCUCCACCCGAAUGUCGCCCUGUCGUCGCCGCUUGGCGGGCCGCACCAGUUGCUCGUCACGCCGCAGUCCCCAGUCGGCGCGACUGAGCACAGUCCCGCGUCGGUGGGGUCGACCAGCAGCCACGGGUCGGCGGGCGCCAGCGGGUCUUGCGCCUCGGGCGCAGGGCCCGCGAGCGUCCUCGCCGCGGCGCCGCCCCAGCUCCUUACGUCUCAGGCGGCAGCGCUGGCGCCGCCGUCUCCGUCGGCCGCGACCCCCGCGGCGCCGCCGGCCCACCCCGUGGUCCUGCUCAUGCCCGUGACCCCCCAGCAGCUCCUCGUUCAGCACCAGCAGCAGCUGCUACAGCAGCAAAUGCUACAGCAGCACUACAUGCAGCAGCAACUGGCGCACGUCGCGGCGGUCGCGGCGCUCAGUGGAGCUGCAAACGGCCCCGGCAGGCCCUUGGCUGCGGCGGCGCUCAGUCAGCCAGUCGUGAGGCCUCCGCAGCCAAUGGCGGCCGUCGCAGCAGGCGGUGCGGCGAACCUCAUGGGCACACAGGGCAGGGGAGCAGCUGGAUGUACCCCCUGCGGGGCCCGGCCCGCAGGGGCAGCAGGCACCGCGCCCGCCGGUCCGCUGGCCUUCGGAGGGGCCGAGGGGGCGGGCGCGGCGGUGGCUGGCGGGGGCGGCGGGUUCCAGGCCAACCCUGAGACGGGCGAGAAGGCGCAUCAGUCUGGCUUCAUGUAUGGCGGAGGCCCCGCAGGCGCAAACGCCCAGCGUGUCGGCCGAAACGGAGUGACUGGGAUGGACUCGAGACGCGGUUCGCAGCAGGCCUUUCUGCAACAAGAAUCGCAGCCGAGCGGAGGCGCCGGCUUUCAGGUCCCGCCCUCCGCCGGAACGCCCGCAACUCCGCGAGCGGCCCAAGGCGUCGUCAAACUCGCCUCGACCGCCGGGGGGGUGGCAACGCGUGAAAGCAGCUCAGCAGUCUUGAACGUGCCUGGGAGCCCCGCGACCUCCGGGGGGCCCGGAAAAGCGUCAAGCCCCGGGCGAGCCAGCAGUUCUCAUCCUGGCGCCGCGAGAGAGGCGGGAGGCGACGGCAGCGCCCCCGCGUCGUCGGCGCCCGGGUGGGCUGCUGGCGCGUCCGGAGAGCGAGGUGGGCACUUGCCAGGUCGCGGAGCGUCUGGCCUUCUGCGCCCGCAGCAGCAGGACGCGCCUUUCGCGCGCCACGCGGCGCAGCCGCAGCGAGCCGCGCAGGCUCUGGGGCACGCAGGCGCCGAGCGGGCGUCCUCGCCCAAGAGAGAGGAGCGGGACGGUCUCCAUCUGUCGCAUGUGCGCAGAGACGGCAGCGCGCAGCCCAGUGUCUCUUCGCACUCGUCAGCUUCGUCUCUCGUUGAUGAGGACGCGGCGUCUGUUGGAAGCUACUACCGCGGCAGCCACAGAGGUGAGGACGGGCGUGGCGUGUCGGCGGCGAGCGCGGCUCAGCGACGCAGUGCGAGCGACGUGGCGUGGACCACCGGGGGCCCCGCAGGGGCCUCCGAGGCCCGCGGCCCGCGAGGUGGAGCGACGGAGGGAGGCGAAGGCUACGACGAGCUCACCCGAGGCGACAGCCGCCAGCGGGCGGCGUAUCUCCCGCAGGAGCAGCAGGGCAGCGGUGGAGUCGGAGUGGAGGGGGGGGCUGACGAAGGCAGCUCCGCAUAUGGAAGCAGAGCAGCUAGAGCUGAGAGAACGGCCAGCGGCAGCAGGGAACUGUCGCCGUCGGCGACGCCCCCCGUGGGCUCAGGACUGGGUGGGGUGGGGACUUCGCGGUUGUCGUCUUCAUCUCCUCUGAGGUCGUCGUUCGCCUCUCCUCUGUCGAAUGAGUCAUCGGCGCCUUCGCAUCGCCCUUUCCCGCUGACUGGCAGUGACAGGCCUCGCGGGGCGCUGUCUUCGUCUGUCGCAGCUGCGGCUCUGGCCGCACGGUCUUUGGCGAGUGUCUCAGCCUCUCCGGUGCUUCCUUCCUACUCGCGCUCGUUGCUCUCGACUACGUGUGUCCCCUCUCCUUCUUCUAUCGCUGUGCCUUCGUCUGCGCAUCUCGCCGCGGGAGUCGCCGUCUCGCCGUCGCUCUUGUCGCCCUCUUGUGAUUCCCCCCGUCGAGCGCCCCUCCACGCGUCGGCGGAAGCGCCUGAAGAGUUUGCGAGGGAGCGACGGGCCGCGGAGGAGAGAAUCGGGAGGAAGUCCCAGUUUUCUUCGGCGUACCCGGAGGGCGCCGCGCCCGGCCGUCGCCGGUUGGGAAGUGCGUAUGACGCGGAUCAGCCGAGCCCCGAGUGCAUGCGCGGGGGCGAACUCCAGCCUCGGGAGAGUCGCGUGGAGGCAGGGGCCUCCGCGGGGUCCGUGGAGGCCAGGGGACCUCCGCGCGCGGAGACGCGAAGCAGUGUGUCUAGCAGCAAGAGUACAGAGAGUUUCUUAGUCGACAGGAGGACGAAUUUCUCAGAUCCCUCGCCGUCCGUGUACGGCGAAGCAGCCGACCGGUCCGCGCGUCGCGCCAGCGGAGAGAGCGUCUCGAGUGGAGGCGAGACGGCGUCUCUGCACACUGCAGCCCUCGGCUCCCGCAGCCCCGCUCUCGACGGCGCACGGCGGGCUCGAGGGGCUGGGCGAGGCGCCGGGCCAGAGAGGGAGGACGCAGGCGGCGCAGCUGCAGGCGAGGCCGUGGACAGGGAGCACUGGAAGCUCAGGACGUCUUCGUCUACGAAUAUACGGGGUGUCCUAGGACAGCACGGUCGCGCCGAAGACGACGUGGCGGGCAGCCUCUCGGAUGAGAGCAGCAGAGAAGGUCGCUCGGUAGCGGGUGGACUGAGCGUUCGAUCUUGCGGCGGCGGAAGAGUUGAUGCUGCAACGCGGACAAGCACACUCAGGUUGUUCCGCGCUCAGUCUCCAUCGACGACCCGGUCUGUGGGGUCAUCCUUGCCGGCCCCGGCAAAUCACGAGGACGCGCCGCAGCCGACCGCGGGCAGCUCGCCUCCACAUCCGGGCGCAUGCGCGUCGGGCGAGAAUGCGGCGGCACAGGGCGCGGGCGGAGCUCACGGAGAGGCCCGAUACGCCGUGGAGAGGAGGACGCGAAAAGAAGCGACCUUCCCGGGCGCGCGCCCCCGACGGUAUUCACAAGGAUCACCAAGAGACGUGGCCGCAGGCGCAGUCUGUCUGUCCCCCGUGGGUCAGUUCGAGGAGCGCGAAGUCUCGUCAGCUCCCGCCGCGUCCGCGCGCCUGGAGCCGUCGUCUGCGUCGCUGCAGUUGAAUGAGUGCGGAGACGCAGACGAGACCUCGAAGUCCGCGCCCCAGCUGCCUUCUCCGCCUUCUUUCAAAGACACGCCGACGGCUUCGACGCCGUCGGAGGUAGGCGCGCCACACGGCAACGACGUCGCGGCCUCGAACUCGUCUCGGCGGGUCGCGCGCGAGCGCAUCCCUUUGAAGCAUCGAGCGGAGAAGCUCCUGUACGUCCCUGGAGCGCUGCGGCGGCAGAAGAUGCUGGGACAGCAGGGAGCGGAGGGAGGUCAGAGCUGUGCGCCGGCUGCGAACAGCGUCUCCUCGACCUCCUCGCUCGCAGGUCACUCCUCGGACUCGCUCGGGACGUGCGGGGGCGACCGCGGCGGAGGCGAGCGGAUGCCGCCUCUCUCGCCCUGUUCGUCGCUCAACUCGUGUGCCUCGGGAGGAGGUUAUCCGAGCGGAGAGAGAGACCGCGCGGGCGCGAGCCUCUCCGGCGCGACCGGCUCCGCCGCAGGCUUCACGCCCCACGCCAGCACGUCUCCGUACGCCAGCGCGCGCGGCGAGAGUCGGAGGAUGAGCUCGAGCGCAACGCCGGGAGGCGCCUCCUCCCCGCGGACGGCAGGCAGCGAGGGCCGAAGCAGUGCCUCGUCUCCCUCGGGGUUGGGCCUCGCACCCUCGUCGUCCAGCUGCCCUGUGAGUCGGCACGAGGUGCAAGGCGCCCGCGGCGGGUCUCCAGGCGUGACGGGCGUCUUUGGCGGCUACCGCGUGCGGCGCAGCGCCAGUGGCUGCGGCAGCCGCGCGAGCAGUCAGGAGAGCAGCCUCGGGCGAGGCGGCGCGAGUUCGGUCGUCUCCGCGUCGACGCCGGCGACUGGGCGCUGGACGAGUGCCCGUCGCGACCCGUCGUCGCGCGAGCGGCUCUUUGCAGGCCGUGGCGAGCGCCAGGGUACAGGCGAGUACGACGAGGGGCGGCGGGCGCACGGGGGGGGGGAGACCGCCCGGGCGGGCGCAGGGCCCUGGAGCCUUCCCAGGGUCUCUUUGCGCACGACAACGGCGCGAGUUUCCUCUUUGCGUCCGCGGCGAGCGCCUCGACGCAGCAGAGGUACGUUCCCCAUCAUCCGCGCACAGAAAGCGGCAGCAGCGCGGGCAGCUCUCCAGCGGGCAGUCUGGCGUCGCCGUCGGUCCACAGAAUUCGCGGCGGCGCCGCAGCAGAGGACUUCCGGUGUGCUAACCACCGAGACGGCGGAGGCGCGGGAGGCGGCCCGAGCGCGGGCGCGCUGUCUCUAG
Messenger RNA from Besnoitia besnoiti, 15006 nucleotides. RefSeq lists its product as uncharacterized. The record is from RefSeq and is a predicted model, not a curated record. The coding region runs from base 1 to 15006 and encodes 5001 amino acids. Gene Ontology annotation, molecular function: nucleotidyltransferase activity. The transcript has 2 exons. Gene Ontology annotation, biological process: RNA 3'-end processing. Lineage: Eukaryota; Apicomplexa; Conoidasida; Eucoccidiorida; Sarcocystidae.